AGUAAUCUGGCGCGUUUUUGAAAGAGCAAAAUACGUCAAGAAGAAACAUGUUUUUGAAACCUUACUCGGAAACAAUGGGGAUUAUAACCGUUUAACGCUUUCCUCGGUGCUUUAAUAUGUCCGUCGCUGACAUGUUGGAAAUGUUUGGACCACUUUUGGAAGCUGUGAGGAGCGGAGUGUGUUUGAAAGUAGCUUCCAUUGAAGUCUGCUAGCUUGUUGUUUUACAGAGACAUUUAUAAGUCUAGUGGCAACACACACAGCUGUCCGUCUCACACAAUGAAUUUAUAUUGUUUGUUCACAUUCUCGGGGAGGUGAAUAAGUAAGAGAAAGAAGAAGACGAAGUUGCAGAAGGUUCUGUUUUUAUUGGUCUCUUCAAAUGAUGGCUGGUGUUGUGGCUAUGGCAUCUGUCAUUGAGGACUUUGACACCCAGCCUUGCAAGAAAUCUCACAAAGAUGGCGGCAGUCCUGUUGUCAAGACGAUCAAAAACUACUUCUCUCCUGUGCCCAAGCCUGAGGAGAAACCCUUUUCACCUCCGCGCUCCAACAACAUCAUGGACUACUUUAACCGUAAAGCUCCGUCCUCGAAAGAAAAGACCAGCUCACCUGAACUGUCAAAAGAGAACUGUCGGACUUCUCAACCUGCUGAAAAACACACCAGCCCAGAGGCAGCAGUGAAAAAGCCAUCACAGAAACGGACUAGAAAGGCCAGCAAAGUUGCAAGAAAACUUGUGGAGGCUGAAACCAUAAGUUUUACAGAGGAACCAAGCUGCCUGAUUGUAGAAGAACAACAUGAAAUCAGAGACUCGGCAUCAGAAGCCAUCAGCAGCUGUGGUGUUCUUGGCAGUGAUACAGCGGCCCUGAUCGCCCAGCUUAGUGCUGAGGCCUGUAUCACUGGGGGGGAAUCAGAGAGUAAUACCACUAAGACUGUCAGUGUUGAGCAGGCUGAAGAAGAUGGUUCCAAAUGUGGAAACGGUGUCAAACCUAAUCUGGAACUGAUUGGUAUUGAAUUAUCUCCAAUUUUACCAUCAAAAGAUAAAGCAAAACGAGUCAAAACUGUGGCACGGAAUACUAAGAAGGCAAAGCACUCAGAACCAGAGGAGAACGAGAGCUCCUUGUGUGAUGUUAGUAUGGAGGUCAAUUUGGAUGAGGCCUCUCAGUUAAACCACAGCACUGUCACGGUCUCCUUUGAGGAAUUUGUGCGGAACCAGGACAAGAGGAAGGGUGCAGAGGACAAAGAAGAUGCAAGUAAAAUCACACCUGAGGCAGAAGGAAUAGUCUCUGACCAAAUGGAGAUCCUUAAAGCAGAGGAAAAUGUUCUUUCAGGAGUGUCACCUUUCCAUGUCUCGCCCAGAACUGUCACCAUCCAGGCAGAGGUGCAUGUAGUCUCACCUAAACACCAAGUAGCCAAGGCAGGAGGAAAGUUAGCUACAAUCUUCAACAGGAGAAAAGGUCAGAUGAGCCCUGCAGAGGUUGUAUCGUCUCCUCACACAGAGUCCGGACACCAACUUCCUUUUGCCUCUUUGACUGUCAAGCGUAAAUCUAACGUGGUUCUUCAAGAGGAAGACUUGGAGCUGGCUGUGAUCGAGAGUGAAUCCACACCACGGAGCAGCGAGGCAGUGAAGAAGCAGUUCAUGGCUGCCUUCAAACAGCCCGGUCUGGAUGGGUCCAAAAGCAAGCCUGGAAAGAGCCAGGGCAAGCAGAAGCAAGCUGGAGAGAAAGCUGCGGAUGAUGCAGACAAAGCUGCUGAAGAAGUAACUCCACCCUCUGCUGAGCAAGUGCCUGCUGCCAUGCAAGAAAAUAAAGUGGCUAAAAAGAAACAAGCAAGGAAAGGCAGAAAGAAAGCUAAAGAAGGAAAGGAUGCUCCACCUGCUGCUGAAGAAACAGCGGCCACAGUUGUUGAGGUUGAUGAUGAGCCUCCCAUCACUUCAACUCCCUCCGUCCCAGAAGCGAGGAGAUCCAGGAGAGAGGGGGCAGUAAGGCAAACUCCCGAAGCCCCCCCAACAUCCCCUAUCAGGAAAACCAAGAAACGAAACAAGUCAAAGGAUGCGGCUGCUGCUUUACCUGCGGACAGCCCUGCACAUAUUUCCACCUCAAAGACACGCAAGUCCAAACAUGGAGUCUUCUUAUCGGAGGUUGUGUGCUCACCUGACACACAAGAAAGUCCAAUAAGGAUUAGAUUUACCAGAGUCCAUAGAAAUGUUCCCAAGUCCAAGGCUGACAGUGAAAGUAGCACCAACACCUCUUUAGCUACUAAACCAUCAAAGGACUCUAAAACAAGGAAGCAGGCAAAGAAGUUGGUGAAGAAAGCCAAAGUGAUUCAGCAGAGUAAAAAAACUGCCGUCAAGGAGAAGGUCACCUUAAGGCGUUCGUCUCGAACUGAGGCCGCCUCCUACGACAAGAAGAUCUACUGUGAAGACGAGAACUCUGUCAUCUGCGUGGAGAACGAACAGACGGUCACUCCUCAGACGCCAAAAGAAAAGAGUAAAAGCAAGAAGCAUUUACGGAGUCUGAAUGAAGUUCUGGGGAAAGCUUCAUCUGCCAAGACUAGCCCAGGCUCCAAAGGGGCCGCGCUGGGCCAAGAGAAGAAGGUCCCCACAGUGAUUUCCAUCUUUGAUGAGAGCGGCUCUGAAAACUCCCAGGAUGACGAGCAGUUCAGGGCGCGCAGAGAUUUCUUAAAGAGCGGUCUGCCCGAGACCUUCAGGAAACAGAUCGCCAAGACAACGUCAACCAGAGAGGCCUACUCGCUGUCCUGCUCCUCCUUUCAGACUGUUACUCACAUCCAGCAACAACCACAAGACUGCCCUCUUUGGAGUUUACUAUGGCCCGAGUCUUCGUUACUGUGUCACCUGAAAGAGCUUUGGAGCCAAACAUCAAACCCUCCACCUGUGAGCGGCUCCCUCUGUGUGAAGACACAACCAGACCCAAGAGCCUUUUGUCAACGGGGUUCUGGCUGGAGGCCUGAGAUCUCUGAAAGUGUUCGUCGGCUUCUAACGGAGGAGAUCAGCACCGCUAACCCUUCCUUCGAUGUUGAGAUGUUCCUCACUCGCUUCCUAAAGAGACGCGCUGACCACCAGCAGCAGUGCACGGCCUCAGACCCUGAAGCUGAAACCAGAGUCUCCAGCACCACACCGCCCGCUGAACCAGUAGUAGGGAAGAGGAAGAGGAGGGAUGAUGAGGGGGAAACGACCGCCAAGCUGGCCAAGAAGCAGCGCGCCAACUGUGCCGAGGAAAACGUUUCGGAGCCCGAGCCAACGAAAAGACGAGGACGCCCGAGACGAGCUCAGAGAUCGAGGACAGAGGACGCGGCGAAUGAGAACUCAAAGCCUUCAGCCAAAGGUGCUGCCUCCCCGUCUGUAGAUGACUCUGUGAUUGAGGUCGGUGACUCGCCUGUCGGAGAGAGCGCUGGGAAAAAAGAUGUGAUGAAGGAGGACGUGCUCUGGACGGACAAAUAUCAGCCCCAGCACUCCAGUGACAUCAUCGGCAACACCGCCUCAGUGAGGAGGCUGCACAGCUGGCUGAAGGGAUGGAAACUUCGUGCAGAUCGGGAAGAGAGAAAAAAUCAGAAAGAGAAGAAACGGGAGGAAAGCGGAAAUGACUCGGAGUGGGACUGCGGAGAGGAGGACUCUCAGGAAGGAGAGGACACGUUGUGUAAUACGAUGAUCAUCACCGGACCCACUGGAGUAGGGAAGACUGCAGCGGUCUACGCCUGUGCCCAGGAGCUGGGCUUCAAGGUGUUUGAGGUGAAUGCUUCGUCUCAGCGCAGCGGCCGUCUGAUCCUGUCCCAGCUGAAGGAAGCCACUCAGUCUCACCAGGUGGACAGUCAGGGGGUCAACGCACACAAGCCCACCUACUUCAACAGCUACAGCACAAGCAGCAGCACUGGCCCUCUCAAGCCUGGAUCCUCGCCCAGAAAGUUUAACUCUCCUCGCAGGGUGGUUUCCUCUCCCAGGAAACAUCCACAGUCCCCAAGAGUUGCUCGGAAAGGAAACCUGGCUCCAACCUCCUUAGCUAACUUCUUCAAAAUGGGUCGACCCACCGAUGUGGAGACACCCAACACCAAGAAGAAUGAACAAACGGCUGCUUCCAAGAAAGUCAUCAAAGCAAAAGAAUGUGCCAUCAAGCCCAAAGCCCCUGCGGUGGAUUCACCAGCAGCUACCACCCCUAAAGAGAAGAACAGUGAAGAACAGAGCAAGAAGACGGCCACCUCGCUGAUCCUGUUUGAAGAAGUGGAUGUUAUUUUUGACGAUGACUCAGGGUUUCUAGCUGCCAUCAAGACUUUUAUGACGACUACAAAGCGGCCAGUUAUCCUCACCACCAGCGAUCCUGCUUUCAGCUCCAUGUUCGAUGGCGACUUUGAAGAGAUUAUUUUCAAAACACCCUCAAUGUUGGAUGUGAGCAGCUUCCUGCAGCUGUUGUGUCUGACGGAGGACGUGAGGACAGACGUCCCGGACAUCAGCGCUCUGCUCAGACUCAACGGAUGCGACAUCAGGCAGAGUUUACUGCAGCUGCAGUUCUGGACACGCAGCGCAGGAGGCCGCCACCUGACCAGGCCACUGACACACACUGGCAAAAGUGAGCUAAAGCCAGAGGCUGAUGAAGAGGCAGCAGGCGUGACUCUCCCUCCCUGUGAAAGCGGCUGCACAGAGAGCAUGCUGGGUCUUCUGAAUGUGGAGCCUGAGCGAGACAUGUGGGAGCUGCUCAGGGGUCCGGGCGAGGAGACGUUACGCUGGGAGCUUCUGACUAACUGCAAGCAUCGAGGAGUGGACCUGCUCUAUUCCAACAUGGAGACUCUCUUACCUCUACCACACACACAGCUGACUACCUCCACAUACAAACCGGAGCCAUCUGUCUCUGCAGCACAAGAACAUCCUGCUGAUCCAAAAGAGCUGCCAUCACAUACCAGGUUACUACAAACCUCAGAGUCUGCAGAUUGCUCCGAAGACAGCAGUCCAGUGAAGAUGUCCAACAGAAUGAAGAAGAACAAGAAGCGGCACUGUCUACCUGAAAGGGACGGACUGAACUCCGACUCGGAGUCAGAAGACGAUUUUCUAUCCCUCUGCAAGCCGCAGGGCGCUCCUCAAGCGAAGGAGGAAGUCAAGGAGACUUUGGUUUCCCAGAAGGUGAAGAGAAAGCCUCUGACUCCUGAGGAGCGGCUAAAAAGUCUCCCCGUCUCGCAGUGUCUAGACUCAAUAGCUGACUUUUUCGACAACAUGUCGUACAUGGACUCCUUGCUUGUUGGGGGUGACGAGCGCAGAAAUAUGUCCUCGCUGGGAGCGGUGCUGAAAGACGGGAUGACCGAGGAGUCGCGGCUGGAGUCUGACAGAGAGAGCUGGAUGAGAGCAGAGCGCAUCAUGGAGAUCUCUGCCGCUGUGGAGGCUCUGAGCUUCAACAGGUGUCGGGCCGCAGCAGUGGAGACCUGGAGGAAAGCCCAGCAGCUGCAGGGGGAGCUGGGAGAGCAGGCGGCGGCAGAGCUCACCCUGCCUGUAGCUGCUCAUUGUGAGGGUUACAGCUUCACCCAGGACGGCCCCUGUCAACCACAGAUGGCCCAGCGGAGGAGGGAAGUGAUGGACAGUCUGAUGUUCAGAGGAGUUUCUGGUACUCUGGGAAACAGACCAGCCGCUGCUCUGGAUUAUUUACCCGCCCUCCGCACCGUCUGCAGAUCAGAGCAGCUGAAGGAGCAGGGCAAGGUUAAACGAAGGUUCCUGCACUACCUGGAGGCGAUCAACCUCGGUCUAGACAAGAGAACUCUGCAGCUCCUGGCUGAAGACUUCCCCUGAACCACUGAGGGGAAAGCUCCAUAUGAAUUGGCUAUUUAAUUGGAACACUUUUGUUUUUUGUGUCUGCCCCUUUGUCUCUUAUGAUUCGGACCUGGUCAGAGGUGUGUGCGCACAAUGGAUGCCGGGUGAGGUUUCCACAUAUGUAUUCCAAGAUGGAAAUGACUGAAUCACUGAAUACAGAACAUGUAUUCUCACCUGAAGGGCGCACAGCUAAAUCACCUCAAAUGUUGUCACAUCUUUAGAAUGCACUAAAGAGUUCUACUUUAUAUAAUGUUUGUAAUAUUAAGCGGUGUGUUUUUGUACAGUUGUGUUUUAUUCGUAGAAGCCUCAUUUAUAAUUUUCUUUUGGAAAUUGCUUUUGAGGCGCAAAUAUGUUUCAUUGAAGAUUUGUAUUGGAUUCACAUGUAAAAUAGAGGUUGUAAAGGAUGGUAUACAUUGUUAUUCUCCACACAAGUUCACCUACAUCACCUUCACACAGUGACUUUUUUUAAUUUGUUAUUUUUUGCUUGUUUUUUAACCUUAAAUAUGUACACAUUCA
This is a messenger RNA of Trematomus bernacchii (emerald rockcod), 6313 nucleotides long. It is a transcript of the gene atad5a, whose product is annotated as ATPase family AAA domain containing 5a. Bases 377 to 5776 code for a protein of 1799 amino acids. Lineage: Eukaryota; Metazoa; Chordata; Actinopteri; Perciformes; Nototheniidae. The record is from RefSeq and is a predicted model, not a curated record. Gene Ontology annotation, molecular function: ATP binding; DNA clamp unloader activity; ATP hydrolysis activity. The transcript is spliced from 22 exons. Gene Ontology annotation, cellular component: nucleus.